Messenger RNA from Echinops telfairi (small Madagascar hedgehog), 6654 nucleotides. Its product is annotated as histone H2A.V. Bases 145 to 531 code for a protein of 128 amino acids. Lineage: Eukaryota; Metazoa; Chordata; Mammalia; Afrosoricida; Tenrecidae. The record is from RefSeq and is a predicted model, not a curated record. The transcript is spliced from 5 exons. Gene Ontology annotation, molecular function: structural constituent of chromatin; DNA binding; protein heterodimerization activity. Gene Ontology annotation, cellular component: nucleosome.
CUGUUGGUGUUGCGUUCUUGGUGGCGGCGGCUCUAGGGGUGGAGCAGGUGUGGCGUGCGCGAGCCGAUUGGAGGCCGAGUCUGAGCCGCGUCCGGGCUGACCGAGUGGAAGCCGCACAGCGCGUCCGGGAGCCGUGCCGAGGCCAUGGCUGGGGGCAAAGCUGGAAAAGACAGUGGAAAGGCCAAGGCUAAAGCAGUAUCUCGUUCACAAAGAGCUGGACUACAGUUUCCAGUAGGCCGUAUUCACCGACACUUGAAGACUCGUACCACAAGCCACGGGAGGGUUGGUGCCACUGCCGCAGUGUAUAGUGCUGCGAUUUUGGAAUAUCUCACAGCUGAGGUACUGGAGCUGGCAGGAAAUGCAUCUAAGGAUCUCAAAGUAAAGCGUAUCACUCCUCGUCACUUGCAGCUUGCAAUCCGUGGGGAUGAAGAGUUGGAUUCUCUCAUCAAGGCUACCAUAGCUGGAGGUGGUGUGAUCCCUCACAUCCACAAAUCCCUGAUUGGAAAGAAGGGACAGCAAAAAACUGCAUAGAGAGUUGUUUUCGCCAGCCCUCUUCCUCCCUGUCAUUGUACUGUAACGGACAGAGAAAUAAUGGGGAUAUGCAGAAUUUUUAAGAGUUAAAUGGAAAAGCAUAGACAAUUACUGUAGACAUGAUAAAAGAAACAUUUGUAUGUUCUUAGAUUUCAAAGUUUGAUAAAAGUAUCUUUUCAUGUGGCAAAAAUUAUGUGUUGAUUGGCUAGGUUUCUUCUUUGUAUUUUAUACCAAAAAAUUGAUAAAACCAUUUUUUACAAAAUUAAUUUGUCUCAAAAUUGUUCUGUUUGUGAUGCAUUGAAAAGAUUUUUCACAGACAUUGAAACAUUUUAAACUCUUAAAUUGGUUAUCACAUAAAUUAGGAAUACUGCUUCAUUGUAAUUUAGUAGUAUAUUUCAUUUAGUCUUCAGAUGCUGUUAAUUUUUUUUAAAAGAUGCUGGUAAUUAUAAUGUACACCAUUAUUUUAUAUGCUACUAAGAAAAACUCUGCCAAUUAAACCAUGAUAUGCCAUCAAUUAUGGGAUACAUCCCAAUUUCAGGGAUGUUGGAAUGUGAGAAAAUAUGAUUCAGGAUUGGUGAGAUAGAAUUGCAAACAUUUAUUUAUUGAGCACUUCUCAUGUGCCAGGUUCUUUGUUGAGUACUUUAUAAGCUUAAUCUCAUACCAAUGAAUUAAGAAAUUUUUAAGCAGUAUGUCAAAAGAUAUACUUUAAGCUAGUACCUAGAAAAUGGCAGAGCUAGGAUUCAGGCCAAGAUUUGGCUUACUCUAGAGCCCACACUCUUAGCUAGAAUUGAAGUUAAAUUUAUCGAAGUUUCCUCUCUGAUUUAAAAUUCCAAAAUUUUAGUAGACUUUUAGGAAUUUGAAUUCUAUAAGUAUGGGUUUAAAACUAUAUUAGCAUUUUAAAAUACCACUUCCCUGUCCAGGUUUAUGUAUGUAUUAAUUUUUUAAGCUGCAUUCAAUCAAAAUAAUUUUCAUUCUUAGUUACUUAGAUUUGUAUUUUCUCAUCUAUUGUGAAAAAAAAAAAUGACCGGAGAUGCAUUGCUAUAUAUGGACACUUUAUAUUUCCCCUUUUACUAACUUUUUUUUCCUAACUUAAAACCCUAUUUGGUAUUCUGACUUUUGAAACAAACUGUCAAAAACAUCAUAGCACUAGCCUAUGGUGUUCUCACCAAAGUGCAGUUGUUUUACUGCACUGUCACUGGAUGCCUGUGUUUUCUGUUGAGACUUACUUGGGCUGUUUCAUUGAAAUUUACCUUACAAGUCUGGAAUAGUACCGAGGCUUAAUUUCUUUACUAACUAUAGUAAUACUUAUAAUACAGUCUCCAAAAAUCAUUUCUUGUCAGCUUCUAAGUAACAAGUUAUGAGAUUAAACUGUGUUUUAAGAUUUAACUGAGCAAUUAUAUGCCAGUCCAUCAAAGAACUCUGUCUGGGAGUCUUCAGUAAAGAAAAUAAACUUUUAAAUAUCUUACAAUACAACACUAUCAAAACAAAAUUCUCAUUUAAAAACACUUUAUUAUGAAAAAUUUCAAAAAUAAAGACUAGUAAUACCCUAUGGUUUCCCUAGUCGUACUCUCACCUCCCAGACAUCAUGUACACAUGCCAGUAUUAUCUCUAAAGGUACGGCACUUUUUAGAGCAUGAUUAAUACUCUUAUUGGGUGGGGGGCAGUCGAAUAGUUAUUACUUAGGUUUUCUUUAUUCUAAAUUUAUUUUACAAUUAGUUUCUUUGAGUCGGGACCCAGAUAAAUCUAUAUCUUGCAUUUGAUUGGUAAUUGAUAUCUUACAUUUCUUUUUGUUUACAUGGUUUCUCCUUUAUGUUUUUCUUAUGGUUUAAAUUUUUAAAGAAACGGCAUUGUCCUGUAGAAUCAUCCCUCACUAUCAGUUUUACUGAAUGCAUUCUCAUGGCAUCAUUUACAUUUCCUGUGCAUUGAUGGUGAGCUCAAGCGGGUUUUGUUUGUACCUUUUUGUGUUUAUUUCAGCAAAAUAUGAAGUUCUCUAUUAGCUCCUCCCCUAAGUGGUCGUAACUGCUGUUAGUGAUCAUUGCUUAGAUCCAGUAUUCUAUCUAGGACUGUAAAUUGAUGAUAUUCUGGUGUGUUUUUUUUUCUGAAAUGAUUAUCUGAAUUUAUGUAUAGAACUCAUGUUCUUUAGUUUACUAGACAGGAUAAAAUGAAAAUUUCACAUUCUGGUUGUUUCCGUGCACAUAUUUUAAAGAUGUUUAUAUAUUGAUGAGUCAAGACCCACCACUACCACCAUUAUUUAAGUUUUUAAAAAUUCGUAGAAACCACAACAACAAUAGAAGAGGCAUAAUAUCAGCCUUCCUUUGGCUUGAAUUCAUUCAAAUAAGGGUAUUUUACUAGUAUUUUCUACUUUAAAUAUCCAAUUUUGAUAGUGUAGUUAUUGGACUCUGUUCCUUGGACUGUAUGUUUUGUUUUGAUCUUUGCUCUCUCCUAGUGUUAUCCCUUGUGUACUUCAGCCCUGAUUUCACAAUUAUGGUCUGUCUGGCUAAUCCAUGCCCCUUACUACUUCUGUAUUUUAAAGCAUGCUCUAGUCAUAUUUCAUUUCUAAUACAUAAGUAUGUGUCACUUUUAGAAAGUCACACCUAAAACUUACUUAAAAUCACUCCAGAACUGCAUUUUAAGUAGUACAGCACAGAUAAGUACAGUAAUACUUCAGAGAAGGGAAUGAUUUUUUAAAUAGAAGGUGAACUUGAACUGGACUCAGAAAAAUGGGUUGUAUUUGGACACUUAGAAAGACCAGGCUGUAAAGACGCAGCAUGAAUACUAUUUUGGGAAUUAAAAAUGGAGAAUGUGGGGAAUCAUGACAAAACAGCUUAUGUGAUUAGAAGUUAUGAGAAAUGUGAGACUGGCCUUUGGUGCUGUGUUUGAAUUUAUUGUAAUGAUUUUGGCAGCAUCUUAGAAAAAAUUUCAGACGUACAAGAAAAUGAACAUAAUUACACAGUGAACCGUUUAUAUACUCACUAUCUAGAGUAUAUGAUGUUAACAAUUUUCUGUGUUGGCUUUAAUGCUCUACUUACCUAUACCAGAUUGUAGGAGUUCGCCUUGACUUUAUUACCUACUUUUCUUUUACUAAAGAAAGAAAAAUACUCAUCGAUCAGAUAAUGUCAUAUUAAAUGAUUAGCAUUUUUAGUGCUCUAGUAAAACUUAAGUUGCAUUGAGAUGUUACUAAUUGGAGCUGAGGAAUGGGCUGGCUGGACUGAUAGAAUGGACUGAAUGAGAUUAACUUUUCAUGAUAUGAAUAAGAUUUUAAGCAUAUUAAAUCUAAAAGUAGCUGUUUGAAAAUAGUAUGUUUUUUUGCAUGGUGUAGUAGUUUUCUGAAUAGUUAAGAUUUUAUAUUUGGCAUUUUUGAUAAUCUACAUUGCUGCAGCUACUAAGUGAUAUUUUGUGAGUCUGAGCUUCCGAACACUAAGGAAGGAUGAGAAUAAGUACAAAUAAACAAAACCCAUUGCUAAUUGAGUUGGUUGCAACUCAGGACCCCAAUGUGCUACAGAGUAGAAAUGCUUUAUAGCAUUAAUCCAUAUUUGGAUAACACCCAGUGUAACUGCUGUAAUUAGCUAGCUACCUAGCAGAAUACCACACAGGGAGAGGGCAUUUUGCUUUGUGGGGUCUGGUCUGUAGAUGUCCACAAAGUAGAGGAUAAAUAAACAGUAAUGGGCAGCGUUUUGGCCAUGUACCUUUGCUCCCGUUGUAUUAGGUUACAUAAUAAGGAGGGGCUUUGUGGAUAUAGUUGUCUACUAAGUGGGGAUACAGCCCUGGAUUAUCUGGGAGGAUCCAGAGAAACCACAUGAAUAUUUAGAAGCAAAAGAGGAAGACAUUUGGAGGGAGGACUCAAUGCUCCAUUGCUGUCUUGAAAGUGGCAGAAUCACAUGAAAAGGAAAUUCUGUCAACAACCAGUAAUCUUGGGAAAGAACCUGAGUCCAGCCACACUGUAUUUCAGGUGGCUGACCUCUGAAAACUUGUUUUGAACUGCUCAGUGAGGUAAUUUGUAUGGCAGCAGGAGACAAUUAAAACAGGAAUAUGUGAGGUUUGCACUAUUGGACCACUUAAAGGUAGAGAUGUCUGACUUGUUACAUAUGGAAGAGUUGGGCUUUGCGGUUCUUGUGUCCAUGGUAUGUUCUCCCAGAGCUCCGUACAUCUGGGUUCAAGUCUUUGGCUGGUCCCUAGCUGUGUGGCCUCAGGCAAGUGAUUUUAACAUCUUGUAGGCUUCUCUCUACUCCUGAAAUGGAUAUAACAGACUACCUCACAUAGUCUGAUCAAAAGGGGGAUGCAUGUAAAAUACUUAGCAGUGGUUGGAGCCCAGAGUACUUUAAGACAGUUACUGACAAACAUUUUUCUUUUCACUUCCCAGUCAACAUUUCAGGCAGAGCCUUUACCACCAAAGGCAUAACAAGAACAUCUCUCGCCACAGAGUCAUUGCCUACUCAUAGCAACCCUACAGGGCAGAGGAGAACUACCCUUGUGAAUUGCAAAGACUUACCUUUUACAGAAAUAGAAGGCCCAGCUUUCUCCCACUGAGUGGCUAAUGGUUUUGAACUGCUGACAUGAGUAGCAGCCCAACACAUAAUCACUGUGCCACCAGGUCUCCUUAAUAAGAACGUAGGCAGAUUAAACACAUAAUUAAGAAUUUUAAAACAAACUCUCAGGCCAAUUAUUUGGAGGACACCUUUAGAAAAGUACAUGGUCAACAAUAAGUCAUGUUGAUGAAGUAAUGUGUGACUUAGUGUUGAAAAGUAAAUCCAUGACAUCUGUAGAGAUGUCAUUGAUACUAUGUCCUGAAAAUGGAAAUAUUGACUGCAUUUUUUUUUCAUGAAAUAGUCAAAAAGUAUACCAGUUACUAGUAAUAAGUGAACUAAUAAGGGAAAAAAAGAACAGUUAACAGAAGUGCUAACUUAGUUUAUCUUUCCUCAAGCACUCAAGAUUCAAAUUGGUGCGUGAAGGAAAUUGUAGAUCACUAUGUCCUUUGUGAUAUAUGGAAAUUAGUGAAACAAAAAACAUGAAGUAUUUGAAUACCAAGGAUUAACUGUACUUGGUUUGUGCUACAAAGACUCCUUGUGGGUCUAAGAUAUCUGUACAUAAUGGACAUUCCCUUUAGGAACUUGUCUCAAAAAAGCAGAGGUGGGCCCACCUUUUUAAAUAAGAAGCAGAAACAAGCCUAACUCUGUUUGUGGCUCUGUAGACUAGUUAGUAAGGGAUAGCUCAGAUCUCUUUCUGUUGAUACUGUAAUAUCAGUUGGAGAUUGUUUUUAUUAGAAUUUGUGAAUCUUAAUCUGAUGAAUUAUAUAAAAGCUUAAUACAAUUUUUAAAACAUUUAAACUCUGCAAGUAAAUUCAACACAGCUAUUGUACAACAAAAAUCUCAACACCCAGCAUUAAACUUGUUCUAGUUUGGCCCCAAUUCUUCAGGAAAUCUUAAUUCAUCCAAAACUCUAAAAUCUUCAUCCCGGUAAAAGAUGGAGACCUGCCGACUUCCUCUUGCUCUUUCAUAGGAGUUCUUUAUGGCAGUUUCUGAUCUGAGAACUUUAGGCGCUAACCUCUGCAAAUGCUUAUAGUAUGUUUGAGUUAAGAAGGCUAUAUACAGUGUUGUUAGAUUCCAAGAUUGUCUGACAACCUAGUCUGAACUUGGUGUAUGCUUUUGAAAAUAAGGCUGUUUCUUUUAGAAUUCUUUUAAAAUUCUCUGUAAAUAAGACCUUUUUGCUCCUUAAUUGAAAUGUAUUUCAAAUGUCUGCGUUUGUGUAUAGUGGAAAUCAUUUUAUGAACAGAUGACUAAGAUUAGGGUUGACCACUCAGUGGUUCCCAAACUAUUUUUUCAUAGAUGUUUCAUGACCUGAAUUGAUGUGUUCCAUAAUAAAAUUGAAUAAUGCCCGUAUUUUUCCCCAAAUGGCAGAAAGAACAACAGUUUAUUGUCUUGUCAAUUUCAACAUUUUCUUGAAAAUUGCAUGUCUUGCCAGAGUGAAAGGCUCACACACUAAUGUUCAUGGAAAUGGUGAACAGCUUUCAUUGGUUUCCUGGUGUGCUUGAUUUGAUCUUUUAUUGUAUGUACCUUCGAAUCAUGUUUUCUGUUGGAAAGUUCUCAUUUAUAUAUGAUGGAAUUAAAUUUAUUCUUUGUAAAAAGA